Molecule: messenger RNA, 1829 nt
Organism: Neohortaea acidophila
Lineage: Eukaryota; Fungi; Ascomycota; Dothideomycetes; Mycosphaerellales; Teratosphaeriaceae
Product: CBF/Mak21 family-domain-containing protein
Exons: 1
Coding region: 20-1675 (551 amino acids)
Biological process (GO): ribosome biogenesis
Cellular component (GO): small-subunit processome; nucleolus; Noc4p-Nop14p complex
Source: RefSeq, a predicted model, not a curated record
CUCUUCUUGACAGGCAACGAUGUCGCUGACGGUGCCAAACGGCGGCGCUCGCAAGAGGAAACGUACAGAUGCUGUGGUGCCUGCCAGACUCCUCAAAUCCAGAGAUCUCAAGGACCGGAAAGUGACACAAAGCCGAAAGGAAGAGAUCCUGUGGUGGGAACAGCAACUUGUCCACGAUUUCCGGCAGCGUGACGAGAACAUUGUCAAAUUACAGAACUGCCUGAGCGAGGUCAAGAAGAAGCCCAAGACCAGCACCCUUGCUGCUGUGGCGCUAUGUCGAGUCUUCUGCAGACUCAUCGCGAGCGAACAGCUGAUCCGACGCCCGACCGAUGAUCAGGACAAUGCAGGUUGGCUCAAGCUGCAGCUCCGCGAAUAUACCGGUACCCUGUUACACUGGAUUGGAACACCCGAUGAAUUCCUCAAGAGCACUGCGCUCACGCUGGUGAUGAGGAUCGUAAAGGCAGAGACAUCACAAGAGUGGAAAAGAGCAGAGCAAGCGUGGAGGACGGACAGGUCGACAUUCUACUCGUUGGUCGCCACACUGCUUGCCACACCGAAUGCUCAAGAUGCAAUUCAAGAGUUUGUGGAGAAAUAUGUGGAAGAGUUUGACGAUGUGCGAUUCUACACCAUGCUUGCGAUCAAGCAGUUCUUCUCGGCGGGAGAUAACCGCACACCGGGGAAUUUGGACAAUGCGCUCGAUCUGUUGAAGCAGGUUGAAGGUGUACCAGAGUCAGAUGAGCAGUUGGAAGAUUGGUACGGUGUAUCUCCGGAUGUCAAAGGCCAUCAGCUGCUGUCCCUCAACGCGCAUCUCAAGAUCGCGCAGGACUGCUGGCUCUCCAUCUUUCGCUCCGCUCUUACGGCCAGCAAUCGCAAGACGAUCCUCAACAUCAUGACUGAACGAAUAUUGCCGUGGUUUUCCAACCGCAUGGAAAUCUUGACCGACUUCCUCACCGACUCCUUCAACGAAAGCGGGUCGGUUGCUCUGCUCGCACUCAGCGGUAUCUUCCAUCUCAUGACCCAACGCAACCUCGACUAUCCCGAUUUCUACACCAAGCUGUACAGUUUACUUGACGAGAACAUCUUGCACACCAAGCACCGCAGUCGGUUCUUUCGACUGCUCGACCAGUUUAUGGCGUCGAGUCAUUUGCCCGCAGCACUGGUCGCAAGUUUCAUCAAGCGACUCGCGAGACUGAGCUUGCAAGCGCCUCCCGGCGCCAUUGUGUGGGUUGUGCCAUGGGUGUACAAUCUCCUUCGCAAGCAUCCAACGUGCACAUUCAUGUUGCACAGACCGUAUCAUCCCGCGCACGCCAUUUACUCUUCGCAGCCGAAGUACACGGAAGAAGGGAUGGACGACCCGUUUGACCCGCUUCAAUCAGAUCCCAUGCUCACACACGCAAUCGAAUCGUCGCUUUGGGAAUUACGAUCCCUCCAAGAACACUGGCAUCCCAAUGUCGCGACCCUGGCGAAGAUUCUGGGCGAGCAGUUCACCAAGAAAGAGUAUCAGCUCGAGGACUUCUUGGACCAUGGGUAUGCGACUCUGAUCGAAGCCGAGUUGGGCAAGGGGAUGAAGAAGAAGCCGGAGGUGGAGUGGGAGAUUCCUAAGCGUAUUGUCACGGAUGAUGCUGGGGGAUUGAAUGAGAUUGGUGUCUUGCUGAGGGAUGCGAUUCAGGUGUAGAUAGACCAUCUACUCAAUCCUCUUCGUCCUGCCUGCUCGAUUAGAUCUCUCGACUUCCGUGACAUGAACUAUGUUGACUAGGCGCUUCGAUACGUGUUAGUAAAUCGCUGAGAUGGGCCAUUGUAAAAUUCUUCGAUAUGGCAUCGGAUGCCAG